CAGGACAAAACUCUGCGACAUGAUCGCUGAUCUGGGAGAUGAUGAGCUGCCCCACAUCCCUUCAGGAGUCAUUAAUCAGUCUAGGUCAGCCUCUCCUAGAAUGACUGAUCAUGAAGGUGCAAGAGCAGAGGAAGCUGAACCAAUAACGUUUCCAUCUGGAGGAGGCAAGUCAUUUAUUAUGGGUUCUGAUGAUGUUUUGUUAAGUGUACUGGGCCUUGGAGACCUUGCAGACUUGACGGUAACAAAUGAUGCAGACUAUAGUUAUGAUGUAAGUGCAGUUUUAUUUUUAAUUUUUUAAUGAUUUAAUAGAAGGCUCCUUAU
This is a messenger RNA of Microtus ochrogaster (prairie vole), 321 nucleotides long. RefSeq names its product striatin-3-like (gene Strn3). NCBI's taxonomy places the organism in Eukaryota, Metazoa, Chordata, Mammalia, Rodentia, Cricetidae. Gene Ontology annotation, molecular function: calmodulin binding; protein-containing complex binding; protein phosphatase 2A binding. The transcript has 2 exons. Gene Ontology annotation, cellular component: dendrite. The record is from RefSeq and is a predicted model, not a curated record. Bases 20 to 298 code for a protein of 92 amino acids.